This is a messenger RNA of Trichomonas vaginalis G3, 630 nucleotides long. Its product is annotated as RNA polymerase II transcription regulator recruiting protein. The record is from RefSeq and is a predicted model, not a curated record. NCBI's taxonomy places the organism in Eukaryota, Parabasalia, Trichomonadida, Trichomonadidae. The transcript has a single exon. Gene Ontology annotation, biological process: regulation of DNA-templated transcription. Gene Ontology annotation, molecular function: RNA polymerase II cis-regulatory region sequence-specific DNA binding; DNA-binding transcription factor activity, RNA polymerase II-specific. Bases 1 to 630 code for a protein of 209 amino acids. Gene Ontology annotation, cellular component: nucleus.
AUGUCAUCAGCUAGAUAUAACCACAAGAUGGAAUCCCCAGUAUACAGUCCAUCAUAUGAUGCUGCCGAAUCCCCAUCAACAGCAGCUAAGAGAAGCAGGCGCUUUACCCCAGAAGAAGACGCACUGAUCAAAGACUUAGUAGAGAAUAAAAAGAUCAGUCCUUGGAGUGAAGUUGCAAAGUACAUACCAGGACGCACAGGACCACAGUGCCGUGAUAGGUAUAACUCAUAUCUUUACUCUUCAACUUCAUCAAAAUCUUGGACAGCAGCAGAAGACAAAAUAAUUGUCGACAAGUACAAGGAAUUUGGACCAAGAUGGGUUCUCAUCAGCCGCUUCCUCCCAGGCCGUAACGGUAACAGCAUCAAGAAUCGUUGGCAUAAGGCCUUAGUCAAAUACCAUGGUAUUUCUCAUAAUUCCGUCAAGCAGGAGAGAAGAAAUAAGAAUGAUAAAUUUGGCGUAACAUCUCCUGGAUCCCCAGCUCCAGCUGAAAAGAGUAUUGAGCAGGCUCCAGUAGCUGAACUCGAUAAUGUUACCCAAUCUCUUAUCAACGAUGUUUUCUCAGCAUUCGAAGUCGAAGUUGAUUCGUGCGAUUUGUUCAAUAACGACUUCGAAAUGUUAACAUAUUUUUAA